Molecule: messenger RNA, 369 nt
Organism: Geosmithia morbida
Lineage: Eukaryota; Fungi; Ascomycota; Sordariomycetes; Hypocreales; Bionectriaceae
Product: small nuclear ribonucleoprotein D1
Exons: 3
Coding region: 1-369 (122 amino acids)
Biological process (GO): spliceosomal snRNP assembly; RNA processing
Cellular component (GO): spliceosomal tri-snRNP complex; U1 snRNP; U4 snRNP
Molecular function (GO): RNA binding
Source: RefSeq, a predicted model, not a curated record
AUGAAGCUCGUGCGGUUCCUGAUGAAGUGCACCAACGAGACGGUGACGAUUGAAUUGAAGAAUGGCACAAUUGUCCACGGCACCAUCGCCUCCAUCUCGCCGCAGAUGAACACGGCCCUGCGCAACGUCAAGAUGACGCCCAAGGGCCAGGACCCCAUCCCGCUCGACUCGAUGAACAUCCGCGGUUCCACCAUCCGCUACUACAUCCUUCCCGACUCCCUCCCCCUAGACACCCUCCUCGUCGACGACGCGCCCAAGCCCAAGAACAAGGCCCGGAAGGAGGCCGACCGUGGCGGUCGUGGAGCCCGCGGACGUGGUCGCGGUGGUCCUCGUGGCCGUGGAGGUCCUCGUGGAGGUCGCAGGGGUUGA